Funneliformis mosseae is the source of this 939-nucleotide messenger RNA. The record is from the annotation of a GenBank genome assembly. NCBI's taxonomy places the organism in Eukaryota, Fungi, Glomeromycota, Glomeromycetes, Glomerales, Glomeraceae.
AUGUCUAAAAUUUCGGUUGACGUUAAUAAAGCUGUCGGGCAUAGAUUUCCGCCGCAAAAGGUUUCGUAUAAUAAACGAGAUCUUAUUUUAUAUGCUUUAUCAAUUGGAAUUAAAGAUGAUGAAUUAAAUUACCUUUAUGAAUUAGAUAAGAACUUUACACCAUUUCCAACCUAUCCGGUUGUAUUAGAAUUAAAAGGAGAUUCGUCCGAUGUAAAUUUAUUCGCAGAAUCCGUGAAUUCUGGUGGCCCAAUACCAGGAUUACCGGAAUUGGACCCAAAAAACAUGAUUCAUGGAGAACAAACUAUUGAAAUUUUAAAUCCAUUACCAACAUCUGGUGAAUUUGAAAUACAUGGUAAAGUCAAUGGGGUAUAUGAUAAAGGAAGUGGAAUGUUAUUAGAACGGGUAAACACUAUGAUCGAUCCAAAAACUGGUAAAGAAUAUUGCGUUAUGACAGUCCAAUCUUUUAUUAUUGGUUACGGCGGGUUUGGAGGUCCAAAAGGUCAAAAGGGUCCAAGUUAUCAACCACCCAAGGGUAAAAAACCUGAUGCCAUUGACGCUUCUCCAACUGGUUCAAAUCAAGCUUUAUUAUAUCGAUUAUCUGGUGAUUAUAAUCCACUUCAUGCAGAUCCAACAAUUGCGCCAAAAGUAGGCUUUGAAAGACCUAUAUUGCAUGGAUUAUGUUCAUUUGGAUUUGCGGCGCAUGCGAUCGUUAAACAUCUUGCAAAUAACGAUUCCAAAUUAUUUAAAAGUAUUUCCGUGAGAUUUACCUCCCCCGUCUACCCUGGUGAUACCUUGGAAACAUACAUGUGGAAAGUACCUGGCGACAACCCGAAUGAAACCAAUGUCAUCUUUAAUACUAAAGCUAAGGAAAGAGAUGUAAUCGUUUUAGCUAAUGGUUUGGCUGUAUUAAAAAAUGUAGGAGGUGUAGCAAAGUUGUGA